CUUUCGGCGCCUCAGGGGGCCCGGAGCGCCUGAGGGACCCCUCAGUGCCUCAGGAGGACCCGCCCGUGCCUCACAGCGCUCCCCAGCGCCUCAGGGGACCCCAGUUCUAACUUGCUGAUAUUCAGUGCCAAGGUGGCUGUAGAGUGGGGAAUCGUUGGAGUUCCAGAGCAACUUGUGACCUUCCAGCCCCGGGUUUAGUUACAAGUGGGUUUUUGAAACACAGGAUGGCUACUCAACAGCUACUCAAGCAAAAGAAAAAGCCCUGUAAGGAAGCAGUGCUGUUCCCUGAGAGCAUCACCACAGAGAAGCAGUCCCUGGUGCUGGUGAAAAGGCUCCUGGCCAUCUCUGUGUCCUGCAUAACCUACAUGAGGGGGCUGUUCCCAGAGGGCUCCUACUGCACUCGCUAUCUGGAUGACCUCUGUCUAAAAAUUCUCCGAGAAGAUAAAAGCUGUCUGGGAUCACUGCAGAUAGUCAAGUGGAUUCAAGGUUGUUUUGAUGCUUUGGAGAAGCAGUAUCUACACGUGGCUGUCCUUGCAAUUUACACCAAUCCUGAGACAGUCACUGAAAUGUAUCAAUUCAAAUUCAAGUACAAAAAGAAGGUGCCCCAGAUGGACAUCUGCAGCAACCACAGGGAGUUUGUGGCAGGGCUGUGCGGCAAGGAUGUCAAGCAGGCCAGCAGGUUCCUGCUCCGGAGCCUGUACGUGCUCAUGCAGGACCUCGGGCCUCUGCCCAAUGACAUCACCCUGAGCAUGAAACUCCUCUACUACAACAAUGUCACACCCAAGGAUUACCAGCCCCCUGGCUUCAUGGAAGAUGGCAACCUUGGUGACUUCUUGUUUGCUGGGGAUCCUGUCCACCUGAGACUGGGCUCAGUCUCCACUGACUUCCACCUCAUGAAAGUCAAAGUGAUAACUGAGAAGAAGAGGGUGAGGAAGGCUGACAGCAACCUGAUCCAGAAGAAUGGCCCUACUGAGAUCUCCCACCAAGGGCUAGACUGCGAGGAAGAGGAGGAGGAGGAGAGCACAAAGAAUCACCCUUGCCCUGUCAGAGCAGAUUCCAAUGAGCAUGAAGGGGACAGAAGUGACACCCAUCCAGGCAGGAAAACAGAAGCAUCUUCUUUUUGCCUUAAAGAUACAGGUAGGAAGAAUAAGAGGGCAAUAAAGAAGACGGACAGGAUGCCUUGCUCAAGGGCAUGUCAGCAGAUAAACCUCCUGAACCUUGCCUUCAGCCAGGAAGAGGUAAUAGGACCUGAGAAGAAAAGGAAGGUCAGUGAACCAAAGAAGCUUCCUCUGAAUGGCAGAAAAUUCUGUUCGUUCUGACACACAAUACGUUUGGAAGGUGUGAGUUUGCAUUGUCAUCUGACUACAGAGCAGGGUUUAACUCUUCCCUGUCCCAUGUGUAUUUCUGUAUGUUUGUCUCGUGGAAGCUCUGGAUUGCCAAAAGACAACAAGCACCAGAACUGUCAUGGCAUUGUCAACCUGCUGCACUUGUUUGAUGUUCUUAAGCUGACGAUUUAUCAUUCCACAUUAA
This is a messenger RNA of Cyanistes caeruleus (blue tit), 1530 nucleotides long. The record is from RefSeq and is a predicted model, not a curated record. NCBI's taxonomy places the organism in Eukaryota, Metazoa, Chordata, Aves, Passeriformes, Paridae.